AUUUUGUUUGUUGGACUCACGCGGACAUGCACCUGUUUCGACGGGAUGAGGUCAUUUCGUGAUUUCUGUUCCACCCUUAUUUCUGCCUGGUAAGAAUUGUGUUGCAAUACCCAGACACUUGUGCAACUAUCUGCAUAUUACAUCAGUGCGUUCGUUCUCUCCUAUAGUUGGAGGCUCUUGCGCGACCGUCUCGCCUCUCGACCCGAAACAAAGACGCCGCGCCGAGCUGCGUCAUUUGGGUUUACUGGACUGACUUGCUAUACAGACGGGUGUCAAGUCAAUCAACCCAGACACCACAUUUCCGGACGAGUGGCCACACCACCGCACCGCUGGCCCGCGUCGAGCCGCACAAACUCAGCUACAAAUUACAACAGCGAUAUAAUACAACAGCCAUAGCUUUAGCGAUGACGAUGGCAACGGGGCCACCCAAACCCUUGGCGCGCUGUGGCGUGGCCACACGCUCGCUGCUGCCUCAGCGGCUGGCCUGCCACUCGCUGGCCAGUCGGCAUCGAGCCGGCCCAGGCCGCCCCCUCCUCACCCCCACCCUCCGCGGAACCCCGGGCUACAGCCCCGUCGCCACCGGCGCAGCUGCAGCCAUCUCCAUUCCGCUACAACCGGGCGGCGACGGCGCCAGCCACAACGGCGCAGCCAAGCCGGCGCCGGCGGCGCACGCCAACGGCAACGGCAGUAGCAGCAAAGGCAGUAGCAGUGGCCACGGCAGUAGCGUGUACAACACAGUGGCGGCGGCUGUAGCAGCGCAGUUCCCGGCCGUGCCGCCGCUGCCGGCGCCGCCGUCAACCGCCAACCUCUCUGACGUUGUGCCGUACCUGCUCAAGCUGGCGCUGCAGGAGCGCUACCUGGUGUGGCGGCUGGCGGCUGCCCUGGGCUGCAUGUGUGUGGCCAAACUGGCGGGUAUCUCACUGCCUCUGGCCUUCAAGGGAGCCGUGGACGCAAUGGCGUCCACGGGUUUCUCCCAGGCCGCCCUCAGCGCCGCCCUCACCGCCGCCCUGACCUACGGCGUGCUGGACUGCGUGCGGGUGCUGGCCAAGGAGAGCCAGUCUCCCUUCUUCGCGCCUGUGAGCCAGGCCGUGACUCGGCGCAUGGCCUAUCACACCUUUGCGCACGUGCUGGCCCUGGACACACGCUUCCACCUGGACAGGCGCACAGGCCGCGUCAGCCGCAUCCUGGAGCGAGGCACGCGCUCCAUCGCUGUGCUGUACCGCGCCAUGGUGUUCACCUUCCUGCCCACUGGGCUGGAGCUGACGGCGGUGGCGGUGCUGCUGGCCGGCAGGUUCGGGCCGGCGCUGGCGGGCAUCCUGGGCCUCACCUUUGCCGCCUACGUGACUUGGACAGUGAUGAUGACACAGGCCGCCACGGACGUGCGCAAGGAGGUGAACGCUCUGGACAACGCCACCAGCAGCAAGGCGGUGGACGCGCUGCUCAAUGUGGAGACCGUGACGUUGUUCAACAACCAGAACCUGGAGGUGGGUCUGUACGACCGCCACCUGCGUGACUUCCAGUCCGCCUCCUACCGCACCGAGCUGCUCAGCUCCUCGCUCAACGCGGGACAGGGCCUGAUCCUGGCUGUGGGUAUGGCCGCCAUCUUGGCCGCCAUCAUCUCCAGCCCCGGCGGCGCCACCGGCGGCGACCUGGUGAUGGCCUCGGGCCUCAUCAUGCAGCUGUGGGCGCCGCUGCAGUUCCUGGGCUGGUUCUACAGGGAGCUGCGUGCGGCGCUGGUGGACAUGGAGGAGUUCUUCCAGAUCCUGCGCACCCGCUCCAACAUCACGGACGGCACACAGCCCCUGCCGCCCACGCCCCUGCCCCUGGUGCGGCAGCAGCAGCAGCAGCAGCAGCCCGCGGCGGUGGCGCCAGCCUCCUCCUCUGGGUCGGCCUCAGCGGCGACGCCUGCAUCACACGCCGUUGUUUCGACAUCAGCGGCGUCAGCGGCGGCGGCGGCGGCUGCGGCGGCGUCCGCGUCAGGUCUGCAGGACACACACAGUCCCAGCACCAGUAGCACCAGCACCAGCACCAGCAACAGCCGCUCGGGCGGGGGUCUGUCUGUGGAGCUGGUGGACGUGUCGUUUGGCUACACAGCGGAGCGGCAGAUCCUGAAGGGCGUGUCGCUGCGGGUAGCGCCCGGCGAGUCGGUGGCGGUGGUGGGCAGCAGCGGAAGCGGCAAGUCAACCAUCCUAAAGCUCGUGACACGCCUGUACGACGUGUGGGGAACCCCCGGCAGCCCCGACGUCCCCCCCGCGGCUGUAGCAGCGAGCAGCAGCAACAGCAGCAGUGGCAAUGCCGCGAGGGCGGCGUCUGGGGCGGAGGCGUCAACCAGUGGUGGCAGUAGUAGCAGUAGCAGCAGUAGCAGCAGCAGCGGCGGAAGCGGCAGUAGCAGUAGCAGCAGCAGCGGCGUGUACAUUAACGGUGUGGAUGUGCGGCAACUGCGACUCGCCGACGUCCGGUCCGCCAUUGCGGUGGUGCCACAGGACACGGCCCUCAACUACGAGUCCAUCCUGGAGAACAUCCGCUACGGCCGCCCGGACGCCACGGACGCGGAGGUGGUGGCGGCGGCGGUGGCGGCGCGGCUGCACGACACCGUGUCCAGCCUGCCAGAGGGAUACAACACAGUGGUGGGCGAGCGCGGCCUCAAGCUCAGCGGCGGUGAGAAGCAGCGAGUCGCCAUCGCGCGCGCCUUCCUGAGGUCGCCGCGACUGCUCAUCUGCGACGAGGCCACCAGCGCCCUGGACAGCGCCACAGAGGCGGCCAUAAUGGAGAGCCUCAAGGAGCUGGCCACGGGCCGCUCCGCGCUGUUUGUGGCGCACCGGCUGAGCACCGUGCGCGGCUGCGACCGCAUCGUGGUGCUGCGCGGCGGGCGGGUGCUGGAGGAGGGCAGCCACGACCAGCUCAUGGAGAGGGGGGGCGAGUACGCGGCCAUGUGGAACCUGCAAGCCAACCAGCAGAAGGAGGAGGAGGAGGAGGCAGAGGGCGGCCAGGGCGACGGAGGACACGCGGGCGGGCGCGGAGGCGGGGGCGGCGACGGUGGGCACAAACAGGGUGACGGAGGAGUGACGGACACGGAUGAGGAGAUUCACCUGGCGCUGGCGCAGGAGGCAGCAGCAGCAAACGGCAGUAGCAAGCACGCAGUGGCGGUGGCGGCGGGUGGCAAGGGCGGCGUGGCGGGGUUGAGUCUGGACAGCAUGGAUGAGCUGGCGACCUACAGCCGGAGGGCGGCGGCGGCGGUGGUGGCGGCGGCGGCGGCGUCUGCGACGGCGGCGGCGGCGGCCGUGGGUGGCGGCGGAGUGAAUGCGGCGUAAAGGGGGCGCAAAGCGCCGAGACGGCACGGGGCGGCAGAGUCUGAGGCGUGCCAUGGCUAUUGGCGUUCUGCGUCGCGCGCGGCAGUGGCGUUUCGGCGUUGCGUUUGUUGGUGUUGGGCAUGAAUGCUAGUGAUGAUCAGGCUUUUGAGUGAUUCAUGAUGCUCGUGAUGCCGGUUCUUCAGGCAAGGCUGCCCAUGGCCAGCGGGAUGCCUUAUUUUGAGAUCGCUCCUGUUGUUGGUUGCUCCGCGCAUGGAGCGCGCGCUUGUUUGUGUGAUGCGUUGGUCGCUGCGGGUUAGUCGAGUAAAAAUGUAGGCACAAAAGGACUGCAGAGUCAGAAUAUGUGGCGCCUCUGCUACCUCUGUGCCUUUGUGAUUCCGGUCGAUGGCAUACACCGCGGCUGCCUUGACAGAACGGCUUUCAUGUUGAGUAACGUCUUGCUUGCCGUACGCAUCUAAGGGCUCGUGUGUCACAUUCGUUUUCGCGGUUGCCGGGCGCGCUUGUGGUAACGCACUCAGUUGCGUGUCUCACGUGUUGUGGCCCCGGGUUGUGAUCCACACGACGUGCGACACAGCAAGCAGCAAGGGAGGAAAGGGUGUGUGUGUUGAGAGGGCGGGUCUGCACUCUGCAGGGCCCUCCCACUCCACAUGCCUGCCUGGCUGCGGUACGGUACGGUGACGUGCGGCGGGUAUCGCGUAUACUGCUGCUGCUGCUGUAGUGCCGCUUCACGAGCGUACGGUAUGCACAGGGAUGACGAGUGAGUGUGCGGGGUGCUUCGGGUGUGCCAAGCGUUUGAUUACAAGCUUCAUCCGUUCUUUGGGGUAUUUGUUGGGAGGAAGUACGCCCAUGCUCGAUUGUCGCACUGCCGCCUGACAAAUUGAGUACUGGCAGGUAGAUCAGACGGGUGGAGCGGCGGGGGGGGGGUGACGCAAAGCCAUGACGGGGACUACGGUGCUUCGAUUCUGCUGUGUGUGUGUGUGUGUGUGUGUGUGUGUGUGUGUGUGUGUGUGUGUGUGUAUUCAGGAGCUCAGGGUCUGCACAUGUGUGAUGUGUAAAUGCAGAGGCAGAACUACUGGCCGGGCCGGAUCUGCAUACCUGACUGUAAAGGCCAGCAACU
Molecule: messenger RNA, 4425 nt
Organism: Chlamydomonas reinhardtii
Lineage: Eukaryota; Viridiplantae; Chlorophyta; Chlorophyceae; Chlamydomonadales; Chlamydomonadaceae
Exons: 17
Coding region: 411-3311 (966 amino acids)
Biological process (GO): intracellular iron ion homeostasis; transmembrane transport
Cellular component (GO): mitochondrial inner membrane
Molecular function (GO): ATP hydrolysis activity; ABC-type transporter activity; ATP binding
Source: RefSeq, a predicted model, not a curated record